Messenger RNA from Stylonychia lemnae, 612 nucleotides. Lineage: Eukaryota; Ciliophora; Spirotrichea; Sporadotrichida; Oxytrichidae. The record is from the annotation of a GenBank genome assembly.
AUGGAAGGUGCAAUUAAAGUAGAAGCAGGAGGUAUGGACAAGAAAUAUUUCUAUGCCUUCUUCAAGGGACUAGUUAACAUUAAGUACAAGGAUCAAUUUUCAAAGAGUAAAGAUAUUGAGGUUGACGAUACUCUUGAUCUUUAAUUCCUUUACUCUAAUUUAUUCAACAGCUAGGAGACUUCUCUUGAAUAGUUCAAUAAGCUUGUCGAGGGCACAUUAAACAUAAUUGAAACGAUCGUGUAGAACAAUAUGAGCAAAGAUGACUUGGAGGAGUUUUUAACAAAUUAAGUGAAAGCUAGAGAUGAUCAUAAAAGAUAAAUCGCCCAAUAUUGGAAAAAUGAGUAAAACAAGAUAAUAAAGGCUUUAAAUGAACCAUUGAGAAAUCAAACUGGAGGCAUAUCAGAAAUAGAUUGGGAGAUUCAUGUUACUACUGCCAGCAGACAUCAGGGGAACAUCAAUUAAUAAUCAGCAACAGUUGUCAUUUAACCCAAAAGAGGAAAUGUAAGAGACAAGAUAAUGUUUGAGAUGGGUAAAAAAGAUGCUAAGCAAAUACUAGAUAAGCUAUCUUCUCUUGAUGCGCUACUUAACUCUGCAGCUUAACUGUAAUAGUGA